Molecule: messenger RNA, 846 nt
Organism: Leptonychotes weddellii (Weddell seal)
Lineage: Eukaryota; Metazoa; Chordata; Mammalia; Carnivora; Phocidae
Source: RefSeq, a predicted model, not a curated record
AUGGCCCACCUGGGAGCCCAUUUUGCCUUUAGAUCCCACUGGCAGAAGACCGACGCUGAACUCUGUCGACACAGCAUGUCCUUUAUCCUUCACAAAGCCAUUCGCAGUGACUUCUUUCAGAGUUAUCUCUACCUGCUGGAAAAAAUUCCCCUGGUGAAAUUGUAUGCAUUACAAGUCAUCAAUGGUGAGAUGCAGUUUUAUGCCAGAGCUAAACUUUUCUACCAAGAAGUACCUGCUACAGAAGAGAGUAUGAUUGGAAAUUUCAUUGAACUGUCUAACCCAGAUGUCCAGGCUUCUCAGGAAUUUCUUAGGAAAUUUGUUGGGUGCCCUGGGAGGGCUGGGACAGACUGAGCCUUGGAUUGCGGCUCUGGGAUAGGAAGGGUCAGCAAGCAUGUCUUGUUGCCGGUUUUCAACAGCAUGGAACUGGUGGACAUGAUGGAAUCGUUCCUUCUUGAAGCCCAGAACUACCUGCAGGUCAAUGGGGACAAGGUAAAAAGGUACCACUGCUACAGCCUGCAGGAAUUUACACCCCCAUUGGGCAGAUAUGAUGUCAUCUGGAUUCAGUGGGUCUCAGGAUACCUGACCGAUAAAGACCUUCUUGCAUUUCUUUCCCGGUGCCGAGCUGGCAUGAAAGAAAAUGGUGUCAUCAUACUGAAGGACAGCGUGGCCCGGGAGAGCUGUCUCUUCGAUCUCUCUGACAGCAGUGUGACUUGGGACAUGGACAUCCUCCGGAGCCUCAUUAGGAAGAGUGGGCUGGUGGUGCUGGGCCAGGAGAAGCAGGACAACUUUCCAGAACAGUGCAUCCCAGUGUGGAUGUUUGCAUUGCACAGUGAUGGACACUCCUGA